CAAUGAAAAGCUCUAUGGAACAUUUCGAUGCUCUUGAUGAAUUGGCUGAUUUUCCAGAAGAAUUGAAUGUCAAAGCUAUUCUAGAGAAGGUUAAGGCAUUUUUAGUUGUAAAACAGCUAAAAGAAGAUAGUUCGCCAAAUUUGGUCAUACCAAAUCUAUAUAUAGGGUGUUUAGGAACAGUAUUGAAUAAAAAAAAACUCUAUGAAUGUAUUUAAAAUGUAUAAAUUACAGCUUAAAUAACACAUAUUCUAAGUGUGUGUGAGAUGCCAAUAUUUCCAUAUUAAACAACAGAAUUUAAAUCUCUUCUCAUUAAUAUCAAUGAUAGUGUAGAUCAGGAAAUUAAGUCAAAAUUUGAAAUGGCUAAUGAUUUCAUUCAUUCUGCUAUCCAAAAAAAUUAAAAUGUACUAAUUCAUUGGUAAUUUUACAUAUUAAUUUAAAGUUUUGCUGGUAAAUCUAGGUCUGCUUCAUUUGUUAUUGCUUAUUUAAUAAAAUAUCAAUAAAUGACACCACUUUAAGCUCUCAAACUACUUUAAUCAAAGCGAAGAAUUGCCUAACCUAAUAUGGGCUUCAUGAAAUAACUUGAUGCUUAUCAUAAGGAACUCUAUAGAUAGCCACAGAUACAAAAGGAAUAAAAAUAGGUAGAAGCAUCUCCUGUCGAAAAAAAAGUGAAAUUAAAUCAAUAAGAAGAAGAUUUUUAGUAAUAAGGUGAUCAAUAACUACUAAAUUCAUGA
Molecule: messenger RNA, 731 nt
Organism: Paramecium pentaurelia
Lineage: Eukaryota; Ciliophora; Oligohymenophorea; Peniculida; Parameciidae
Source: the annotation of a GenBank genome assembly